This is a messenger RNA of Doryrhamphus excisus (bluestripe pipefish), 4404 nucleotides long. RefSeq names its product plasmalemma vesicle associated protein a (gene plvapa). Lineage: Eukaryota; Metazoa; Chordata; Actinopteri; Syngnathiformes; Syngnathidae. The record is from RefSeq and is a predicted model, not a curated record. Gene Ontology annotation, biological process: regulation of vascular permeability; positive regulation of cellular extravasation.
UCACCUGCACGUGUAGCUGAGGUUCCGGCGGACGCUCCGCUUAAAGAAGCUUUUACAUCCUUCGCAGGUGAACACGCCGUAAUGUUUCCCACUGGACUUGUCCCCGCACACCACGCAGUCCAACACGCAGGCCUUGUCGUCCUCUCCUGCCUCCAUGUCGCUCCCGCCCGCCUGGGGAGAGCCGUCGUCAUCCUCCCUCUUCAGGUAGCUCUUGUCCCCCAGCCCGUUGGUGCCGCCAUUGGGAUCGCCCCAGCCCCCACUCACCAUGGCCAUCGCUUGGUUACCGAACCGCCGAGGAAGAGCACGCCACGGGCAGCCGAGAUUUGUGCUCGCCGUCAAGAGGGCAGCUUACCCACGUCAUCGUGUUGGACUGAGACUUGGUGCAUCAAAGAGCCUCCCUGAGAGAAUGUCACAAGAACAACAUCAGCCAUUGUCCUGCCGGCCGGCCGUGCACCGGAAAACACUGCUCAUGAUCCCAUAAAAAUGUUUUUGGCACACGGAGGAGGGCAUGCUUCACACACUGAGAUUGAUGGCUUCACCAAGAGAUAAGGAACUGAAGCCUGGAGCCUAUGAAAUGUCACCAUCUCUUGUGCAUAUUAGAAAGAAUUUUGAGAAAGCAAAGCACACUUCAUUUGAGCUUUCAAAAGUUGUACUAUCUUACAGUAGUACACACAUGUAUUUGCAUAGAGGCCACGUGUGAGGAAGGUCCCAGUAAGGAAGGCCAGACUGUGCAGUAGACUGAUGAUGGGAGGGGUCUGAAGUUCAGCGAACUUCCCAUCAUGGGAAGUGUGUGACCAAAGCAGUUUAUAAAUUCCUACCCGUGUUUACACCUCGCCCACAAUCUGAUCGAUUCUCAUGUUUUCAUCGUCACACAAAGGAAACGUCUGGCCCACUUUUCUAGUGCUUGUGGAGUUUUGUCAGACAGCGGGGCACCGACCGCACCAGACCUGGACUGAUGGUCUCUGAGUGUUUGAUAUAAGCCAACAUUGUCAUCCUCGGUUCCAGGAGGAACUUCAGCAUCUUUCUUUUGUGACUUUUUUUGGGCCCACCAGCACUCAUGUACAGUAGCGGUUACUCCCAGGUGUCCAAGUACUGCCCGCAGACCCAAAAGAAGAUGCAGUACCAGUCGAAGGGCAAGAGCUGCGGCUACUACCUGAGGAUCAUCUUCUUCUUCUCCUCACUGAUUCAGUCGCUCAUCAUCGUCAGCUUAGUGCUCUUUUUGGUCUACGGCAAGGAGCAGGACUCGGCAUCAACGGCGCGCAUACAGGACCUGGAGGAGAGCUUCAGCCGACUCUCCAUCGAGAACGUCGCGCUCAGUCAGCAGAGGCGGAACCUCACCAAUUUACUCAACGUCACCCUGAUCCAGAAUACCCGCAAUGAAUGGGACCUGAUUAGGAUUCGACAAAUCUCCAACAUCUCUGCCAUUAUUAUUCAAAACUUGGAAAAGAGGCUGCAACAGUCAAAUAUGGAACUGAUGAUUUGUAGGAACCAGGCACGUUUUCCUCAGACCUGCUCACAACCACUCAUUCAAAGUAUAGGAUGUAACUGCGGGCUGCAGACGGAACACCUGAACGCCAGACUGGAACUCAUCGAGUCCAACUUCACACAAACGACACAGAGAAUGAGGAUGGACUUGGACCAGAUUGCGAAAGAACGGGACGACCUUGAGCUGGAGGCCAUCCGUCUAAGAAAGGAAAAAUCUGUUCAUCAAAACGAGAUUGAGUUUUCCAGAAAAAGAUGCAAGGAAGACUUCGUCCAGUCCUUGAGUGGCAUCUCCAACGUCUCCAGAGCCUUUCUACUGAAAAUCGAAUCUCUCUUUCCCAACUACAUUGCACUGCAGCUCACCUGUCUGAAACAGCGAGAGCACCUGGAGCAGAUUCGCUCCAACUGCACCAGUCUGUCUCGAGAAGUGGUGGACCGGUUCCAGAACUACUUGAAUACCGUCGGAGACCAGGUGUCUGAGAUCCAGACCGAGAACAGCCACUUUAAGGCAGAGAACCUGCGACUCUUUGACGACUACCGCUCGUGCAGCCAGAACCGCACGGGUCUGAUCCAACAGCACAAACAAAACCUGGAGAAGCUUCAGCUGAAACACGACAAAGACUAUGAAAGGCUUCUCCUGGAGAAACGGAGGCUGAAUGGAGACAUUGAAGUCUUGGAAAAUAAGGUCAAUUAUAAAAAUAAAGAAGUUCAACACCUCACAGAACAACUCAGGCAGCUCAACAUGUCCUGCAUGGCUACGACCAGAUUGGGAGGAUUUCCAGGAGGUUCUUCUAGCUUUGGACAAUUUGGUAGAGGAGGGUCAGAUGGGUUCGGUUCAAGCUUUAACAAACCUGGCUUGGGCUCUCCCAGUCUUGGUUCUACUGGGUCAGGAUUAAACAGGCAAGGGUCGCUUGGUUUGGGCUCUCCCAGUCUUGGUUCUACUGGGUCAGGAUUAAACAGACCAGCAUCACCUGGCUUGGGCUCUCCCAGUCUUGGUUCUACUGGGUCAGGAUUAAACAGGCAAGGGUCGCUUGGCUUGGGCUCUCCCAGUCUUGGCUCAACUGGGUCAGGAUUAAACAGACCAGCAUCACCUGGCUUGGGCUCUCCCAGUCUUGGUUCUACUGGGUCAGGAUUAAACAGACAAGGGUCGCUUGGCUUGGGCUCUCCCAGUCUUGGUUCUACUGGGUCAGGAUUAAACAGACCAGCAUCAACUGGCUUGGGUUCUCCCAGCCUUGGCUCAACUGGGUCAGGAUUAAACAGACCAGCAUCAACUGGCUUGGGCUCUCCCAGUCUUGGCUCAACUGGGUCAGGAUUAAACAGACCAGCAUCAACUGGCUUGGGCUCUCCCAGUCUUGGUUCAACUGGGUCAGGAUUAAACAGACCAGCAUCAACUGGCUUGGGCUCUCCCAGUCUUGGUUCAACUGGGUCAGGAUUAAACAGACCAGCAUCAACUGGCUUGGGCUCUCCCAGUCUUGGUUCAACUGGGUCAGGAUUAAACAGACCAGCAUCACCUGGCUUGGGCUCUCCCAGUCUUGGUUCAACUGGGUCAGGAUUAAACAGACCAGCAUCACCUGGCUUGGGUUCUCCCAGCCUUGGUUCAACUGGGUCAGGAUUAGACAGGCAAGGGUCGCUUGGCUUGGGCUCUCCCAGCCUAGGUUCAACUGGGUCAGGGUUAAACAAACAAGCAUCACCUGGCUUGGGUUCCUCCAGUCCCGGCUCAACUGGGUCAGGAUUAAACAGACAAGCAUCACCUGGCUUGGGUUCCUCCAGUCCAGGUUCUACUGGGUCAGGAUUAAACAAACAAGGGUCAACUGGGUUAGGCUCUUCGGGUCUUGGAACAACUGGGUCAGGAAUAAACACGCUAGGAUCAACUGGGUUGGGCUCUUCCGGCAUAGGUUCAACGGGGUCAGGAUUAAACAAACAGGGAUCAACUGGGUUAGGUUCUUCCAGUCUGGGCUCUACUGGGUCACGGUUAACCACACUUGGGUCAACUGGGUCUGGUUUAAAUAAACUAGGAUCAACUGGUUUGGGCUCCUCGAGUCUUGGUUCCACUGGUUUAGGAUUGAACAAACUAGGAUCAUCUGGGUUGGGCACCUCGAGUCUUGGCUCGGCUAACACCGGCCAAAGUAAGCCAGGAAGCGGGGUAGGGAGAGGAACAGCAAAUGGAUCUCCACUUGGAGCAGGAAGGACCAGUAGUCCUGGAGGUGGAUCAGUCAACAUCGCCCAGCACCUUCUAGACCUGCAGCGCAUCAUCAACCCGUCUUACUCCUCUGAGGAGAGACAAGAUCUUUCCAGAAUGUUGGGUUAGUGGCGUAUCGUAGCGAUGACAUCUGACACGCAGCUCUUCAUAUUGAUUUCACUUUCUGUUUUAUUAUAAAUCUACUUUCUAGUAUACUGUGCUUUAUUCUAAAAUAUGUACAUUGACAAGAAUAUCCCAACCAUAGCACUUUUAAAACGCAAAUGAUGUGUAUGUAUGUUUCUACAAUCAUGUAAACACGCCUUUGUAGUAUUUUUAUCGUGUAAAUACAGAGAAGGCUUUGUUCAAUUGUGGCCAUCUCUUUUUAAUAAACAAAUCUACUUGAGAUAUUACUCCAUGCUGACACGGAAAUAACUGUUUGUCCCCGUGUGCGUCACCUAUUGUGUGGCUAAUGGCUGCCCCCCCCCCCCCCCCCCCCCCAGCGAGUUGAAGAUGAAAAUGACCGGCGCUGUGAUUGAAUCCAUCCACCGUGUUUACGCUUACCUGCCAACCUGUCAGCGCUACAGCGACUGCAGACAGGCGGCGCCUCCACCCUUGUUGAUGAAAACAAUACCCUGUACUUGACCGUAAAAAGAACAUGGACGUCCACUCUUUAAACAAAAUCCAAAUAUAUCUUCCCAAGCAAAUAAACACAAGGGCAGACAUCUUUGGAUGAAACCUCAUGU